AUGUUCAAGCUUGCUUUGGUUCAAGCCCUCGUUGGGUCCGCUUUGGCUGGCACUGUCAUCUGGGAUGGACGAUUCAACGAAUUCUCAUCCAGCACAGAUUUGAACAACUGGUCGUGGUCCAACCAAGUUGGUCCAUACCAAUACUACAUCCACGGCAGCGCCGCAGUCACCCAAUAUGUCAAUCUCUCUCCAAGCUACAAGAACCCUGCCGACACCGCCUCCAACCAGGGUGUCAAGAUCUCUAUCGACAAGACCGCCUACUGGAACGGGCAGAACAUGAGACGUACCGAGUUGAUCCCCCAGACAUCCGCCGGAAUCAACCAGGGACGCCUCUACUACCAUUUCUCGGUCAAGAGGACCAAUACCAAUGCUCCACGUGCUGAUCUUGAGCAUCAAGUCAACUUCUUCGAGUCUCAUUUCACGGAGUUGAAGUAUGGUCUUCUCUCUGGUGCCUCUGGUUCCAGCGAUCCUACUUUGAAGUGGUGUGUCUCCGGACAAACCAAGUGGAGCGUCACCUUCGAUGCCGAUGUUUGGCACAACGUUGCUUAUGACAUUGACUUCUCUGCCAACCAAGUCUCUUUCUGGCACUCUACUGGUUCCGACCCACUCGUCCUCACUGCUGGUCCUUUCUCCGUCAGCACCUCCUCCAACGGCGCUGACUGGCACUUGGGUGUCCUCCGUCUCCCAAUGAACUCUGAUCUCCAGAGCUCCGACGUCGAGGACUGGUACUUCAGCGGUGUCUACGUCGAGUCUGGAUCUUUGAACACUCAAAUCGGAUCCGGUGUCACCCCAACCACCACCCGCACCACCACCACUCCUGUCCGAACCACCACCACCAGCUCUACUACUACCCAGCGAACUACCACUGGAACCACUCUCAGCACAACCAUCCGAACCACCACCACUACAAGCCCAACUACCACCGCACGAACCACCACCCCAUCCACCACUCGCUCCACCGCCGUCGCCACCACCACAACCAGUGCCUCUGGAUCUCCACCAGCCAACAAGUGGGGACAAUGCGGCGGUAUCGGCUGGACUGGUGCCACCACUUGCGUCGAUGGAAGCACCUGCCAGGCUCUUAACCCAUACUACAGCCAGUGCUUGUAA
Orbilia oligospora ATCC 24927 is the source of this 1110-nucleotide messenger RNA. RefSeq lists its product as uncharacterized. Gene Ontology annotation, molecular function: cellulose binding. The record is from RefSeq and is a predicted model, not a curated record. Gene Ontology annotation, biological process: carbohydrate metabolic process. Gene Ontology annotation, cellular component: extracellular region. The coding region runs from base 1 to 1110 and encodes 369 amino acids. The transcript has 5 exons. NCBI's taxonomy places the organism in Eukaryota, Fungi, Ascomycota, Orbiliomycetes, Orbiliales, Orbiliaceae.